GGAUAAUGAGCCCAAACACACCUCCAGGCUAUGUGAUGAGUGAUGGAGUGCUACAAUCACAUGACCUAAACCCAGUUGAGAUGGUUUGGGAUAAAUUGGAGUGCAGAGUGAAGCCAUUCACCGCGGUGGUAAAUGACCACAACAAAGGUCUGUGUGUCCCGUCAGCUCUGGUUGACAGUGGAAGAUUCCACCCACGCCUAAAACACAGAGACACACACUACAACACGUUUGUUUCACAACGGUCUGCCGCGCGUGUGUGUGACUCACACGCACACACACACACACACCGCCGUUUCAGAGGAAGAGAAAGCGAAAAGUUUCAUCUGAUUCUGGAGCUAAGAGCGCGCGCACCAGACCCUAACAUCAGCUGACACACGAUGUCUUCUAAUGGAGUCAUCGUGUACUUUGACCUGGAGACAACGGGACUAAAUACUCAUAUGUGUGACAUCACCCAGCUGUCUGCUGUCUGUGGGGAUCAGGUAUUCAAUGUCUACGUCCUCCCUGACAGCGAGAUCAGUGUGGGAGCCUCAAAGAUCACAGGCUUCACAGUCACUGAUGACAACCUGUUUUGCCACGGGAUUCCUUUGGUCACCACCCCUCUUGUCGAGGCGCUCACCUCCUUCAUAGAGUUCCUCCGCUCCUUCCACUGUCCUGUGCUGCUGGCGGCCCACAACGCAAAAUGGUUUGACGUACCCGUGCUCACCAGAGUGCUAACGCAGUGCUCCCUCUUGCAGGAGUUUAAGGGGGUGGUGCAUGAGUAUGUGGAUACAUUAGUGCUGAGCAGGAGUCUCUAUCCGGAGCUGGGCUAUUACAACCAAACACAUUUGGUCAAGUUCUUCUUAGGAAAGAACUACAAUAGCCACAAUGCAGUGGAGGAUGCCAAGGCGUUGCAGGAGCUGUUUGAGUGGUGGAAUCCUUCAAAAUGUAUCAUCUCAAAUAAUAUUUGUCUAUUUUAAAACAAACAAAAAGAUUGGAUGUAUUCAUACUGUAAUAUCAUGAUGAGGUUAUGCUCCAGUUAAUCAUGACACAAUGGUAAACCCAUUAAACUCCUGUUUAAUCUUUCCAGAAAAGUUUGCAUAUUUAAUUAUUAUUUUGAACAAAUUCCAACAGACAUACAGGUCAUGAUAGGUCUCUGCUGGUCUCCUUGUGAAAGGCAGUUUGGGAAAUGUAGGAAACCACACGAAACCAAUAGAAUGAGCAGGGACAGGUGAUUCUCUAUUGCUUAAGUAUAUAUGUAUGCACAUUUACAUAAUGAAGACUUUUGGGGAUGUUAAAGCUAACAAUUAUCUCAGAUUCUUAAAGAAAAUUUGACAUAAUGCCCCUGUAUGAACUAUUACUUUCCAUUGAUGUGAUUCAAAUCAGACAUGUUCAGGGGAAUGUGAACACAGCUAAUUUUCAUGUAAGAUUUCUGUCACUUCAUGUGACAUAAGUAAGAUUGUUUUUGCCUAUAAUAAAGUCAUCAUUGACCUGCAUUAGCAGCAGGGUACAGCUAAUCAACAGUGGAGGAGACAAACCUGACUGGGGGACUGGGUUUUUCUAUCAUUUAAAUUUUAAAACAAUUAAACAACUAAAUAUUACAUAAUAUGAAUGUAAGGUAUAAUUUAAAAUACAAUUUUUGAUUAAAUAUUAUACAUUUUAUCAAGUUUCUGAGAAUGAUAUGUUUAACUGUACAAAUAACCGUACAACUGAUGAAUGAAGUGAUAAUUGACAAAUGUUGAUUGUUAUACAAUGGAAAAAACGUCCUUAUUAAUCAGUUGUCCACCUCUUGUACACUUAACUGCAUUUCAGAGGACAUUCAUGUUCACAUUAAAGACAUUAAAUCUGAUCUGAGCCAGUACAGAAGUGGAACUGAACAACAGUUCACUUCUGUACUGGCUGGAAAUGUGGUCAUAGUCUAAAUCAGGGGUCUCAAACUCACGGCUUCCCAGUCCAACACUUAUUAAUACAAUGAAAACUGGCUCAGACUGACCCAACAGUUAGCAAUAUUUUUAUGACAAUAAUAAUACAUCAGGUUAUAUUUUUUAUUAUCGCCUUCAAAUUUUAAU
This is a messenger RNA of Solea solea (common sole), 2045 nucleotides long. RefSeq names its product DNA polymerase III PolC-type-like. Gene Ontology annotation, cellular component: cytoplasm. NCBI's taxonomy places the organism in Eukaryota, Metazoa, Chordata, Actinopteri, Pleuronectiformes, Soleidae. The record is from RefSeq and is a predicted model, not a curated record. The coding region runs from base 378 to 956 and encodes 192 amino acids. The transcript has 4 exons. Gene Ontology annotation, biological process: DNA catabolic process. Gene Ontology annotation, molecular function: nucleic acid binding; 3'-5'-DNA exonuclease activity.